UUUCAUGUUUACAAAAACAGUUUCACACAAUGUACGUGAGUUUUAUUUUCUACUUUAAAUUCUUCAGGUAUAUUCCAUUUUUAUUGAGGGGGAUUUCAAAUGUGAUAAUCGAUAUCUUUUGAAGUCAUGGCGGACAGCAGCAGCACAAGUGUUGAUUUUUGCCGCAAAGAUCGGGCCUGAACAAUCACCAAAAACACGAAAUUAUGAACGUAGACAGGCCACGAUCCGGUAGUUCGCAGAGCAGUGCCAGCAGUACUGACGACACGUUUGAUAGUAGUAUAGGAUCUUCACCAAAUUCUCCUUCCAAAACACGCCAGAGAGCAACAUCAACUGGAACAAUGCCUGUUAACGUAUUGAAGACCACUAAAAACAAAACAAUCUACACGGCUGGUCGACCUCCAUGGUAUGACAGUCAUGGGUCACUCAAGGAGGCGUUUGUGAUUGGUUUAUGUGGUGGAAGUGCCUCAGGUAAAACAACAGUAGCCAAUAGAAUAAUUGAAGCUCUUGAUGUUCCAUGGGUCAGCCUGCUGUCAUUAGACUCAUUUUACAAGGUGCUGAAUGAAGAACAACACAAACAAGCUGCUGAAAAUGAGUACAACUUUGACCAUCCUGAUGCUUUUGAUUACGACCUGCUCAUACAGACACUCAAGAACCUCAAAGAAGGGAAAUGUGUUGAGGUGCCUGUUUAUGACUUCAAUACUCAUGCAAGGAGGAAGGAAACGAAAAUCCUGUAUGGUGCAAAUGUAAUCAUAUUUGAAGGUAUUCUGUCUUUUGCAAAGAAGCCUCUUCUGGAUGUAAUGGACCUGAAGAUAUUUGUAGACACAGAUUCGGACAUCCGCCUGGCCCGGCGCUUACGACGAGACAUUAGCGAGAGAGGAAGGGACAUAGAGGGCGUCUUGAAACAGUACAAUAAAUUUGUGAAGCCGGCAUUUGAGCAGUUUAUUGAGCCAUCUAUUCAGCAUGCUGAUAUUGUGGUGCCAAGAGGAGCAGAAAACGAUGUUGCUAUGGAGUUGAUAGUUCAACACGUGGAUGAUCAACUAGAGAAGCGAGGUCUUAUGUUUAGAUCCAAGCUUUUAGCUGCCCAUGUCAACCAACCCUUGCCAGAUACUUUGUAUGUUGUGGAAAACACAAUCCAAGUUCAAGGCCUUCACACUUUCAUCAGAAAUAAAAACACAUGUCGUGAUGAGUUUAUAUUCUACUCGCAAAGGCUAACAAGAAUCCUGAUUGAAAGUGCAUUGGCGCUGCUACCAUUUGAGGACUGUGUAGUGAACACACCCCAGAACACAACAUACAAAGGCAGGAAAUUCACAGGAAGAUUGGAUGGUGAGCUUUCACAGCUUUGUGGAGUUUCAAUAUUGAGAGCUGGAGAAGUCAUGGAGCCUGCCCUCUGUGAAGUCUGUAAAGACAUCCGACUUGGCAAAAUACUCAUCCAGACAAAUCUUGAAACAGAAGAACCAGAGCUCCAUUAUUUGAGACUACCUAAGGAGAUUGAAAAAGACCAUGUCAUCUUGAUGGAUGCUACCGUGGCAACAGGAGCAGCAGCCAUGAUGGCCAUUAGGGUGUUACUUGACCAUGAUGUCCCUCAGCAAAACAUCAUGUUAUUGUCUCUACUUAUGGCAGAAUCUGGUGUACAUACAGUUGCUUAUGCCUUCCCCAAAGUCAAGAUUGUAACAACAGCAGUUGACAAAGAAGUGAAUGAGAACUUCCACAUUAUUCCUGGAAUAGGUAACUUUGGAGACCGAUACUUUGGUACUAGCACAUAGCACUGGAAGGUCCACCAGGAGCGUGUUACAUGAAGUUCUAUUGGACCCGUCCCAUGAAAUAUGCUAAUCACUUUCACGCAUGCAUACAGACCCUGUUGGUUGGCAAACGCCAUAGAGUUGUGCA
This is a messenger RNA of Asterias rubens (European starfish), 1887 nucleotides long. RefSeq names its product uridine-cytidine kinase-like 1. The record is from RefSeq and is a predicted model, not a curated record. NCBI's taxonomy places the organism in Eukaryota, Metazoa, Echinodermata, Asteroidea, Forcipulatida, Asteriidae. Gene Ontology annotation, cellular component: cytoplasm. Gene Ontology annotation, molecular function: ATP binding; kinase activity. Bases 204 to 1763 code for a protein of 519 amino acids. The transcript is spliced from 17 exons.